UGUGUCUCCAUCUCUCUCUCUCUCUCUCUCUCUCUCUCUCUCUCUCUCUCUCUUCAAGAACUUUCUGGCUCUGUUUUCUCUUGGGUUAGCGUAUACAUAUUGCCAAACCAAUAUCCCCAUUAAAAAAUACACAAAAAACAGAGUAUUUGAAUUUUAAAUUUCUUCCGGGCAUUAAAAAAUUCAAGUUGGUGUUGAUAUUCGAAUUCUUCGAUUAUUCAAUUGGUCAUUAAAAUAUAAAUAUAGUCGGCCGAAGUAGGUGCCUUUGUUCCAAUGAUAAGGAGAUUGGUCUUCUUCGGGAAACAUAUCUCUCGGGAUUCGUGUCUGUCUUCGAUUCCGGAGAGUAGAAGAAGAUAGCUCGACUUUUCUUCUUCUUCCUUUUUCUGCAAUUCCCUUCAAUUCUUCAAAGUUUCUCCAUUUUUUUCGGGAAUUGGUAAUUUGGUUAAAUGGGUGUCACCAAUUCGAUUGGUUUUUGGUAAAUUUUGGUUUCCGUCCCUCAAUAUUUACUCAAAGAUUUGGAGAGACAGAGGAAGAAGAAGACACUAGGCUAUUAAGCUAUGGCUACCUAUUUCCAAAAUUUGAGUAAUCAAAACUUACUGAACCCUUAUCAAGGGGACGAGAAACUUCCCUCGUACCCCGAACCGCCCGGAAACAUGAUGAUGUAUCUGAAUCAGGCUUCCUAUGGCGCCGGAUCCUACUCCGAGGUCUUGUCCGGCGGCAACUUCUCCCCUCAGAAAUAUGCUGACUCUGAUGGGGGCAGGAGUGAAAUGAUGUUUAUACCGCCAACGAGUGAUCCAGUCAGGGACUGUGACGUUGGCGGCGAGUCCUUGAUUGGGAAACAUAGUAUGCAGGAUCAUGGAUUGUCUCUUAGCCUUUCCACCCAAAUUCCGCAACCAGUUUCUCUGCCUUCGUUUCAGUACCAAUAUCCGAAUUCAAGUCUCUCUUCGGUUUUGAGCAAUGCUCCAAUGAUAGGGAAGGGUGAGGAGUACAAUCAGAGCGAGGAGUUUAGAAACUUCGAAAGCUUGGCAUCGGGGUUAUAUGGAGGCGGCCAUGAGGCUGUCAAAACACAGGCUUUCUACAAUCCUAUGUGUUCAUCGGGAUCCAAAGAAAUGCAUUCGGAAUAUGCGUAUGACUCGCUAGGUUCCACGAACGCUAUGUUAAGCUCUAAGUACCUCAAGGCCGCGCAACAGUUGCUUGAUGAAGUGGUCAAUGUCAAAAAGGCUUUGAAGCAAUCUCGAUUGGACAAGAACCAAAGCUUUAAGCGGAGCGGAUCAGAUGGUUCCAAAGAGACUGAUGGGAAUGAUCAACAUUUACGGAGGUCAUCAGAUCCUGUUGAAUCGAGCACCAUUUCUUCUGUCGAGUUAUCAGCAGCAGAACGGCAGGAUUUGCAGAACAAGAAGACCAAACUUUUAUCCAUGUUGGAUGAGGUAGAUAGAAGGUACAAACAAUAUUACCAUCAAAUGCAAGCUGUGGUGUCAUUUUUUGACAAGGUGGCUGGGAACGGGGCUGCUGGACCGUACACUGCACUUGCUCUCCAAGCAAUUUCCCGUCAGUUUCGCAGUUUGCGUGAUUCAAUCAAGGGCCAAAUUCAAGUGACGCGGAAAAGACUGGGAGAGCAAGAUAAUUCAUCGGAUGGUCAAGGAUCAGUAAUACCCCGCCUCCGCUACGUGGACCAGCAACUCAGACAGCAGAGGGCGUUUCAGCAGCUUGGUGGAUUGCAGCAUGCUUGGAGGCCUCAAAGAGGACUUCCGGAAAGCUCUGUUUCAAUCCUUCGUGCUUGGCUGUUCGAACAUUUCCUUCUUCCCUACCCAAAGGAUUCAGAAAAGAUUAUGCUUGCAAGGCAGACAGGAUUAACGAGAAACCAGGUUGCCAACUGGUUUAUCAAUGCAAGGGUACGGCUUUGGAAGCCCAUGAUUGAGGAAAUGUACAAAGAAGAAUUCGGUGAUUUGGACACGGAUGCGAAAUCUUCACCAGAAAAUGCACUCAAAGAAGAAGCAAGAGUCGAUUUCUCAGCAUCGGAGGACAGGAAAGUGGAGUUGCACGAAAGCCUGAUAUCCGCAACUGCUGACAGCAUUGAACCAGGGCAAAUGCAUGACUCGAAGUCGGGUCACAGUUCCACAUAUGACAUGCCAGGGUUGGAUCAUUUCACGGUUGGCAACGACGUGUCACUUGCAUUGGAGUUGCGGCAUUGCGAAGAGCACGAUGGAUUUCCUCCAUCAACCGGAUCCCAUGUAACAGGUAGCGAUGCGAGCUUCUUUGGAUUGUCACUAUGAGGAUCCAGAGCAGCAACAUUUGAUUCAGAUAUGGCAAUACCCACGCGUUACUUGAUUUUGUAGUCCGAGAGGAUUAUCGCCUCCAAGUUUUGGGUGGUAAGCGGUCUCAGGCAAUGAUCGUCGAGAAACAGAAUGCUUGUUUUGUUGCUGUAGCAAAGGGGGUGUAGAUGUAGAUGUGUGUAUGAUACUGAUACCAACUAGUAAUAUAACAGAGAUUGGUGGAAGAAGAAGAAGCCUUAGGCAUAUUUGUAAACUAGUUUUGUAAAGAUAAAAGGUGAAGGAAUAUCUUGUGCAUUCAUUGAAUAAGGAACUUGGAAACUCUGUGAGUGUGACAUCAAAAUGUAUAAUCUCAUUUGGGAAAUAAGUCUGAUACCAGAUUUACAUGAAAUCGGGUGUAUAAUCCGAAGUAUUUGUUUA
Messenger RNA from Malus domestica (apple), 2687 nucleotides. Its product is annotated as BEL1-like homeodomain protein 3. The record is from RefSeq and is a predicted model, not a curated record. NCBI's taxonomy places the organism in Eukaryota, Viridiplantae, Streptophyta, Magnoliopsida, Rosales, Rosaceae. Gene Ontology annotation, biological process: regulation of transcription by RNA polymerase II. Gene Ontology annotation, molecular function: DNA-binding transcription factor activity, RNA polymerase II-specific; RNA polymerase II cis-regulatory region sequence-specific DNA binding.